This is a messenger RNA of Meloidogyne enterolobii, 1854 nucleotides long. NCBI's taxonomy places the organism in Eukaryota, Metazoa, Nematoda, Chromadorea, Rhabditida, Meloidogynidae. The record is from the annotation of a GenBank genome assembly.
AUGAGAGCGAUUUUGGCGUCUACAAGUGCAAAUAAUGUUAAACGCGGCAUUUUUUCUUUUGACAAAUCCCUACUUUCUAAACAUCGAAUUUGGUUAAUUGGUAUUGGAACUGGAAUUGGAGUGGGAAUUGGGGCUUAUUAUUUAUGGAAAAAGACUAGAGGGGGACGGACGCGUAAUGCUUUUCUUGUAUGGGCAGAACAAAAGAAAGCGCAAGGAAUUGAUGUUUACAAAGACAAACGAUACCAAGAAGCCAUACAAAUUUUUAAUGACAUAAUUCAAUCACUUUAUGACGAGCCAUCUAAAUUGAUAGGUCAGGUAUAUGAUGAAUUGGUGGCAGCAUGUGAAAAUAAUAUUGCGGCUUGUUAUGAUGCUUUGCUUGAUUCAAUUAAAUGCAUUGAACAUUGCACCAAAGCUAUUCAAUUAAAGCCUGAUUAUGCAAAGGCGCUUGUUCGUAGGGCAAGAUGUUUACAUCGUUUGGAAAGACCUUUGGAGGCACUUGAAGACUAUUUGGUUUCGCUUUCAUUGGAGCAAGGCUCUAUGCCUUCGCAACAAAUUGCGGUCAUUCAAAAUGACGUUGACAAACUUAUGAAUGAGAUUAGCGAGGUUGAAUGCAAUAAACUUUUAGAGGUAAUUUUUAUUUCUUUUAUUUUUACCGAAAUUUCAGUACAGAAUCGUGUAGGACAGCGACAGAAAAUUUCUCAAUCAGUUGUUGAACCUUGGCAGUUUUGCACUUCGAUUCAUGACCCGUUGUUGUUGAGGGCUGCUGGACUUCAUGAAAAAGCUAGCGAAGGAAGUUUGGAUGCUGCUUUGGUUGAAUUAAAACGUUGUAAUUACAACGAAAUUGUUUCGUUGUCGACAAAGGCCAUUGAAAACGACCAAAAUGAUAAUAUUGAAAAAGCACAAGCUGUACUUUUGGCUGCUCGUUUUCUUCAUUAUCAUGGGUUGGAGGAGGAAGCUGUGGCUAUGGCAGACAAAUUUAAGACUUUUUGGGAACAAUUAGAUGAAGCUCAGAAAUUGGCAAACAAAGAUUUGAAUGUUGCUCAAAUUGUGCUUGAAAUGACCUUAGAACGUAAUCAGACAGACGAAUCUGGAAUUGAUAAUGGAAAUGGAGAAAAUGUGACAUUAAAUGAGGCAAAACUUCAACGUUUAAAUCAAUUAGUUGAUGAGGCGCUUCGUAUUAAUCCUUUAAAUGUUGAUCCUUUGAUAUUUCUUGUUUCUACUUUUCUAAGAACUGAACAACUAGAAGAAGCAACAAAUGCUUUGGAGAAGGCAAAACAAUUGGAUAAGGAUCAUAAAUUUAUUAAAUAUUAUGAGACUUAUAUUAAUUUCGUAACGGCACUUCGUAGUGGAAAUACUGCAGAUAUUCAUAGACAUGUACUUGCUAUGGAAAAAAAUUUCAAGGAUUCCGAUAAUCCUCCAGUAUUUGCUCUAAUGAUGCAUGUCAAAAUUGGCAUUUUAUUGCAAAACAACGAAAUUGCUGUUGAAUCAAUUAAAAAAGCACUUGAAUUAAUGCCUAAUUGUUCUGCUGCUAUUUAUCUUUCUGGAGUUUUGGAACCUCCCCCGAGUGAGAGAAUGAGUCAAAAUAAUUUUGAGGCUUAUUUUCAAAAUAUGGAGAAGACAAUGAAUAAUGCAUUAGAAGCUGAUCCAAAUAAUUGGGAACCUUACAGGAUGCUUGCUAAAAUGCAACUUAAUAAGCAGAACAUUCAAGAGGCAAUCAAGUUUUAUGAUAAGGCAUUGGAACUUGCUCGCGGGAAGGACGAAAUUAAGAUCUUAAUGAAGGAAAAACUUUUUAUUGAAAUGGAAGAAAAGAGACGUAACAAUAAAAAACUUCCAAAACGACUUGCCACCGUUUAA